This is a messenger RNA of Penicillium subrubescens, 1515 nucleotides long. Its product is annotated as RING finger domain protein. Lineage: Eukaryota; Fungi; Ascomycota; Eurotiomycetes; Eurotiales; Aspergillaceae. The coding region runs from base 1 to 1515 and encodes 504 amino acids. The transcript has a single exon. The record is from RefSeq and is a predicted model, not a curated record. Gene Ontology annotation, molecular function: zinc ion binding.
AUGGCUUCCGUUCCGAGCUACUCCGCCACUGGGAGGACGAGAUUGUCCGAUGGUGCCACAACCUCCAGCGCCGACGCGGACAUAUCACCUGAGGGUACGACAGCCCAGGCGGGAAUCUCGGAUGAUGGGGAGACCGAGACCGUCAUCUUGAACCAAGACACACCCACCACAUCUGCGGAGACUGUACCGGAUAUCGCCGACAAGACCCUCAUCAAGCCCUCAAAUAAUACCGGUACCUCCAACAACCAGGAAGAGCCUCGAAAAUGUUGGAUCUGCUACACAGACGAGACCGAGGACUCGCCGCUGAACCUAGAGUGGCGAUCUCCCUGUCCGUGCGCAUUGACUGCCCAUGAGGCAUGUCUACUCGACUGGCUUGCAGAUAUGGAGAACCCUAGGUCCCGCAAGCGGAAUGGCAGCGGUGCAAAGAUGGUUUGCCCGCAAUGCAAGUCGGAGAUUGUCGUUACCCGCCCGCGAAGCUACAUCGUCGAUACCCUGCGCCUGAUGGAGAGGAUCGCGGGACGGUUGGUUCUUCCAGGCAUGGUAUUCACCGUUGCCGGUACUGUGUGGGCCGGAUGUUGCGCUCACGGCAUAUACUCAAUGUAUCUUGUGUUUGGCACGGAGGAGGCAAAACAGAUUCUUGAAGAUAGUGUCGACGGCCCGUGGAAUCCCGGCAUGAACCUCGGCCUACCCCUCAUCCCCCUGGUUUUGAUAUUCUCUCGCACUCGUUACGCCGAAGGCCUACUCCCAGCGAUUCCCGUCCUAUUCUUUGCUGCGCACAGCCCGGGACAAGAGCCCGACUUUGAUCUGUGGCCACCUACCCCAGCUAUGACUUUCGCCGCUCUACCAUACGUCAAGAGCUUUUACGGCGCCCUCUACGACCGUCUAUUUGGCGGGCUGGAGAAAAAAUGGAUCGCUGAGGUGCAGCCUCGCGCAGCGGAGGAGAUCAUGGAUGAAGUCCAGCAGCAGGACCAGGCUGAGGGACUUAAUCGUUUCGGCGAGAAUAUGAAUGGCCAAAUACUUAUGGAAAUUGAUCUUGAGUUGCAGGUAGGAAUGGACGAUGACGACGAGCCGCCCGAGGGUCAAGCUCUCCCAGCAGAAGAGAACCAAAAUGGCGCUGACCAAGGCGCCCAGAACGGCCAAGCACAGGGACAAAAUGCAGGCCAAAACAACGGGCUAGGUCUCGGGCGUCGACAAAAUGAGCUCAUCGCCGACACCGGUAACCUCGCUGACGCUGUUCUCGGAGCACUCGUCUUCCCCGCUAUCUCGGCGUCCAUGGGCGGGCUUCUGAAGUAUAUUCUACCCAAGUCUUGGACAACGCCAUCAUCAGUCCUCGAACGAAGUCGGCCAGGGCUCCUCCAGACUCGCUGGGGUCGUAGCGUGGUUGGCGGCUGCAUGUUUGUGUUGCUUAAGGAUGCCCUUGUCCUUUACUGCCGAUGGAAACUCGCACAGACACACAGGCGACGCAAGGUGCAAAAUUACGACCGGACCAAAAAGUCCAAUGGGAGGAAGAGAUAG